Messenger RNA from Maniola jurtina (meadow brown), 2686 nucleotides. Its product is annotated as nose resistant to fluoxetine protein 6-like. Lineage: Eukaryota; Metazoa; Arthropoda; Insecta; Lepidoptera; Nymphalidae. The coding region runs from base 124 to 2013 and encodes 629 amino acids. The record is from RefSeq and is a predicted model, not a curated record. The transcript has 12 exons. Gene Ontology annotation, molecular function: acyltransferase activity, transferring groups other than amino-acyl groups.
CAUGUUACAGCAUUUGUGCCGCUCACGUCACUUGCUAGGACGUGUGUGGUGGGCCUAAUUUAUAUUUAUUUUUAAAAUAAUUGUAAAACAAACGAGUGAAAAGUUAUAUUAAUUUAUUAAAAAAUGAAGGUGAUGCUUUUAGUAAUUUUUUCGUUAGUUUUGGUAGAACAGAGUGCGGCUGUAAUUUAUAGGAUAAAUGCAACUGAAUACCACCGGAUGCCGCCACUGUUCGCGUUAGAUGACUUCGCAGAAUGCAUGCUGGAGCCAGGGGGCACGUAUUGCGUAGCGGACUACGACCUCUCCUCCAGAGGGCAUUCGGACCUCAUGCAUUUUAUACUGGAAUAUUCGUCAUACAAAAAAAAGCAUUUCAACCAUACAAAAAUACAUAGAGGCACCUGCGUCUCAAUUGCUUGUAAGGAUUACUUUUAUACAUUAAAUAAAACAAGGGACCUAGAAGAGAUCCUUGGGGAGUGCCUCAAUGCAAGCCUAUGGAGGAGCCAUAAGCUGGAAGCAAGCUUAUCAGAAAUACAGUAUUGUAAAAAGGCUGAUGAUGAAACAAUUUUAGAUAUAAGUGACUUCAUUGUAUUAGCUGUAUAUGUUUUUCUUAUCAUGAUUAACACUAUCGGAAGCUUUUACGACAUCAUCUUAUGUGAAAAAGACAGUAAAACAGGAAACCGGUAUUUGCUAGCAUUUUCGAUAAGGCGCAAUUGGUCGAAACUAAUUGCCCCUGGCGGCAUCGGACCAGACCCCAGGAUGGAAAGACUGAAGUUAUUCAAUGGAUUAAGAACAAUGACGAUAGUGUGCGUAAUUUUCUCCCACUGCGCACUACUCUUGUCAUGCGCUUACGUCGCCAACCCACAUUACGUCGAACAGACUUACGAUGAUCUGUCAAAACAAAUCCUGUACAACGGGAGCCUAGUCACGCACACCUUCUUCAUAAUGUCCAGCUUCCUCCUGGCGUACAACCUUCAGAUACAGGCCGAGAAGGCAGAAAUCACCUGGAAGCAUAUACCCAGGGGAAUCCUGAUGCGGUGGAUGAGGUUGACUCCGCCUUACGCCCUCAUCAUAGCCACGAUCAGUACAUGGAUGCGCCAUGCUGGCAGAGGUCCCCUGUGGGACCUAGUGGUGACCAGCGAGUCCAACUACUGCCGCCAGUACUGGUGGGCAAAUGUCUUCUACUUCAACAACUACAUCUACCAGGAGGAUAUUUGCUUCCCCCAGGGAUGGUACCUCGCGGCAGACACUCAGCUCUUUAUCCUGGGCCUGGUGAUCAUGGUGCUGGUGAAGAAGCCUCAGCACAGGAAGGUGGUGCUCAUUCUGAUGUUCGUGGCCUCACUCGUCAUCACCGCUGCACACACCUACUUUCAAGACUUGGAUGCUGUAGUCAUACAGUCACCUGAAUCGUACCGUAGUAUGUACAAGGAUGACGACACGUACAGGCUGGUGUAUAUCAGAGGCCACACAAACCUCUCUGUGUACACCCUGGGGCUGGCUGGAGGACUCCUGGCCUACCGGUGGCAAACCAAUGAAAAGGACUUCUCCAAAUAUAAGAAAUAUCGUUGGUUCAUGUACUUUAUGCUUCCUGUGGGUGUGAUCAUCAUCCUCUCUGGAGGCAUCUUCUACGUCGACGGGGUGACCCCUCCCACGCUGCUGCGAGUAGCCUAUGCAAUGCUUAUCAAACCCAUCUUCCAGCUCUUUGUGCUCGGCUACAUUAUCAUCAGCAUGUUCAAAAUAGAGAGAUUAUGCAGCAGUAUAAUAGAAUGGCGCGGUUUCACCUGGGGUGGCCGCGUGUCCUACAGUGCCUUCCUUCUCCACAGCCUGUUCCAGAGAGCCUUGGCAGGAGUGCAAACCACUCCCCUGGUUAUGAAUGACUAUUUUAUAAUGAUAGUGCUGUGCGCGUCGGUGUUCCUCUCAUUCGGGCUGGGGGUGGUGCUGUGGCUGCUGGUGGAGGCGCCGAUCAGUGGGGUGAUGCGCGCUGUCCUCGCCCCAAGAUCUAAACAAACUACUUGCUAAAAAUACCGGUCAAGUGCGAGUCGGAUUCGCAGACGAAGAGUUCCGUACCAUCCUACAACAAGUAACACUUUCGAACUCAACACAGCAAGUUAAUGACGGACAGCGCCAUCUAUUAUGUGAUUUUCGUCGUAACACUUUUUUUUUGUGAUGUAACCACAAAUUCACGGUUUUUGGAUUGUUUCCUUUACUUGUGCUAAAAGACAUUGCGACCUGCCAAAUUUCAUGAUUUUAGGUCGACGGGAAGCAUCCUAUAGGUUUUGAUUCCCUUUAACAGACCCGAAAGAUGGACAGAUAACGAAGUGAUCCUGGGUUUCUUUUUACUAUUGAGGUACGAAACCAUUAAAAUUAUUAUCAAGGAUCAAAUAAGCAAUGCGCGACAGCAGUGCGAUGCAACAGCAAUGUACUCGUAUUCAAUAGCUAGAAUCCUCCUAGAAUUUAUACUUAUAACAGACUCUGUCUAAUACGGGCUUCGUCGUCCGUCCAUGGUAGUGCAGAUAAUAUGUCCGUCAUGGUGCGUCCAAUUAGCGGAUGACAAAAUAGUUUCGAAUCUCAAGCCCCACACAGACUGACAGACGUCGCAUCGCGCAUUCAUUACGCGCUGGUGUGACCGUACCUUUAGGUAAUUUCUAUGUGAUUUUUAUGUUUUGGAUAAUAAAAAUUGUUGUCUGGUGAA